Molecule: messenger RNA, 2679 nt
Organism: Suncus etruscus (white-toothed pygmy shrew)
Lineage: Eukaryota; Metazoa; Chordata; Mammalia; Eulipotyphla; Soricidae
Gene: LRRC43
Product: leucine rich repeat containing 43
Exons: 11
Coding region: 1-2679 (892 amino acids)
Molecular function (GO): protein binding
Source: RefSeq, a predicted model, not a curated record
AUGGCUACUGUGGAAGUUAAGCUGCAGGAACCAGAGAAAUGCUCAGCCCGUCAACCCUGCAUGAACUGGAGGAGGCGCGGGCGCGAGAAGCACAGGGCGCAGCUGCGGACAGAACCGGAAGCGGAAGCGGGGCCAGGGCUACGGAAGUUCCGUGUGCCUUGCGCGUGCACGUGCGCCUGCGCAGUCCGCCCCGCCCUCAGCGCGCCUGCGCUAUCUGCCCCACCAGCCUCGCGCGCGCCUGCGCCGAUCAUGCCCCCUCGCGCGCAACUGCGUCUAACUCGCCCCGCCCCCAACUCGCGCCUGCGCCAAACUCACCCCGCCCCCUGGUUACACCCGCGCCGAUUUCGCCCCGCCCCAGCGCGCGCCUGCGCCGACGGCGCCCCCUCGUACGAACGCGCCUGCGCGGCGUUGCCUGGCAACCGGUUGGACGCGCGCGCCAUGGAGCAGCGAGGCUGCACCGUGAGCCAGGCGGUGCAGGAGCACCUGCGGCAGCUGUGUCUGCACGACUUCCCCUGCGGCCUGGGCAGCUGGAACAGGUCCCGCUUUGCCCCCGGGCCCUCGCACCAGCCGCAGAGCCCGCAAGAGGAGCCGGUGGACGCGCUGCUCGGCCUGGCCUGCAGCCCGUCGUCCCCCUGGGCCCUGCCCGAGGGUGCCAGCGCCGAGGACCGCUUCCUGAAGGAGCUGGCCAUCCGCAAGCCCCGGCAGAUCAAGGACAGCUUCUUCUACUCGUACUUCAAGUCCCUGCGUGUGGUGGACAAGAAGGUGAGUCUGGUGGACAAGGAGCUCCUGAGGUUCGUGAGGCUGGAGGAACUCAUCCUGAGCGCCAAUCAGAUCCAGGACAUCCACAGCGCCCACCUGCCCAGGACACUCAAGGUCCUAGAACUCUACGGCAACCAGCUGAGCAGCCUGGAGUGUCUGUGCGAGCACCCGCCACCCCUCCUGCAGCACCUGGGCGUGGGUCACAACCAGCUGCUGGGCCCCUCCGAGUGCCUGUUCCUCACCGCCAAAUACUGGCCCCACCUAGUGUCUUUGGAUCUGAGCUUCAACAACCUGAUGGACCUGGAGGCCCUGAUGGCCGCCCUGCGCUCACUGCAGCAUCUGCGGCUACUGGUCCUGCAGGGGAACCCGCUGGCCCUGGUGGCGCAUUAUCGUGGCUUCACCAUCGACAGCCUGGCAUCCCUCUGCGUGCUCGACGACCUCACCGUGUCCCCCAGCGAGAAGUACCAGUUCCGGGGGCUCGGCUUCGAGGGGGGCCUGCUGGAGAACAAGGCGCAGAUCGUGGUGACCGUGGGUGCCAUACGGGGGCUUGUGGACUGCUCCCUGUGGGACCCCGAGCCAGGCCCGCACGGCCCCUUCAUCACCUACGGCUACUACGUCACCUACGACUUCGUGGAGGAUGAGGAGAGCGUGAAGGAGGAGUUUGAGCGGGUGCUGGCCGAGAUCGUUCGGCCGCCGUCCAUGGACCAGUUCAGCCAGAUGCCUGGUGAGGAGGAAGAGGAGCUGGAGGAGGAAGCGACGGCCGUGGCCGCAGAGGCCGAGGCCGAGGCUGAGGAGGCUGAAGAGGCGGAGGAGGCGGUGGAGGCAGAGGAGGCAGAGGAGACAGAGGUCGAGACCCUGAAGGAGGAGGAGCGGAUGUCCCUGGACACAGCCAUGGAGGACUCUGAUUUAUCGGGCGAGUCCACAGUCAUCCAGAGCCCCUCGAGGACCAGGGACUCGGAGGAAAACGAUCUGACCAAGCUGCGGCCCCUGGUUGAUCUCCGGGUGGUCCCGUCCCCCGGGACCGUGCUCUUCAGCACCGAGCACAAACCCUACGCGGAUGUCAUUUCCUAUGGCUACCAGAUGCUGCACAGCUUCAAGGGUCUGGCACCUCUCAAGACCUUCCUGUUGUCUGGAACAACGGUCACUGUGGUGGAGGAGAAGAUCCUGUCUUGGCAUGUGGUGUCGCCUCCUCCCAGCCCAACAAUGCCGAAGAAAGACAAAGGGGACAAGAAAGGGAAGCAGAAGGACGAGGGGAAGGACGCCAAAAAGGAGAAAGAUGAGAAGAGCAAAGGGCCCCAGAUGCUGACGAAGAAGAAAGUGGUCCCCAAGGAACUCCGCCAGGAUGCCCCCAUCCUGCGGGUGCUGGGCAGAACCCACGUCCCUCUGGAGCCCCUGGUGGCCGGGGAGCCCACAGUCUCCACCGUGGUCAACUUGGGAGUGAUCCGCACCGUGGAGACGGACAGGACGACCUACAUGAGGAGCUCAAGGACCAAGAGCAAGAAAGGCCGGAGAGGUGAGGCCGAUGCCGCUGGGGCUGGGGCGGCCCAGCUGUCAGGGCUGUGCCUGGGCGGGGAUCGGAUCCUGGGCCUCUGGCAGCGGUGCGCUGACGCAGAGCCCCCCUGGUCGUGGGGGUUUGGGGGGAGCCGGGCGAAUGACGGGCGCAGGCAGGGCAGCCCGGGCGGAUCUGAUGCCCGGAGGACGGCCCGGGAGAGGGGUCCCGGCGGGCCUGCUCGCUCCGGGGCUCCGGGCCGCACACACCCGCCUGCCCUUUGCGCCCGCCCGCCCGCAGACAAGGGCCGAGCCGCGGGGCCCGUGUUCGACGACAGCUACCGGCCCGAGCCGCUGACGGUGGAGCUGCAGGUCCAGCUGAACCAGUUCCGCUCGGCCGAGGAGGCGCUGCGCUCCGUCGGCCCGCCCUAG